Molecule: messenger RNA, 1003 nt
Organism: Notodromas monacha
Lineage: Eukaryota; Metazoa; Arthropoda; Ostracoda; Podocopida; Cyprididae
Source: the annotation of a GenBank genome assembly
GGUAUUUCAACAUUACAUUCUCGAUUUUUACAUUCCGUCGUUUUUCCUCGUCAUCACAUCUUUCGUGUCAUUUUUCAUGGACCCAGCCGCUGCUCCACCAAGAGUAACUCUGGGAACGAGUACCAUGCUGACCUUCAUCACUCUCGCAAGAGGCAUUGAAGCUUCUUUGCCGAAAGUAGCUUACAUUAAGUCGAUCGAAAUUUGGUUUUUCGGAUGUAUAACUUUCAUUUUCUUAUCACUGGUGGAGUUCACGUUGGUUCACAGCAUUCAAUCCUCUGAGAAGCCCGUGUAUCACGUGAAGAGGGCGACACCGUCUCACAUUAUUCGAAGGGCAAUAUCCACAUCUGCGAGCAGAAAAAAUUCUGAGCCGAAUUCCCUCAAAUUUUCAAUUCGAAAACGCAGAUUGUCAGAAGACGGCAUGAGAAAAACGGAAUCCGUGCCUGAUUUCAAUGAAAGAACAACGACGUCCGUUGAAAAUUACCUUACGGUGUACGACAAUCCACUCAUUCAAGGCAUAAGUUUGUCAAAUCCUUCCACGUUGACGAAUCGAGCCACUUUUGAAAAGGUCCCGAGCGUUCAUUCAGUUUUUUCCGCGUCUUCAAGCAUUAAUUUCGAACAAAUGGACGAGAUGGAAUCGCGAAAUUUGUCAACUUUGGCAAGAAAUGAUGAUACGACAACUCAGGAUUUAGAGCGAACCCGGGAAGAACUUCGCAAGUUCACACGGAAGAAGAAUGGGUUCAUGUCUAAAAUCGUCAGCACCCUGUUUCGCUCAUCUGCGCCAAAAAUUGUUGUCCUGGAUGAAGAGGAUUCAGCAAAGGCGAGAAGGAACCAACCAAAACUCACUCCAAAAAAGGCCGCCCGAAUUAUUGACAGAUAUUGCAGACCAAACAUGGCGCCAACGAGCAGUUUAAAGGACUCGUUUCUGAAAUGGCGCGGAUUGUUCGUGGUGCUGGGCGGGUUUUUGAUCCACUUGUCUUUGGGCAGUGUCUACUCCUUUGGUGAG